GUACAGGGUUGGUAGGGUGCAGUGAUAGUGGAAACCUCUCGUAAAGGGUACAUCAGGUGUACAGACUCGGGAACCCCUCAUAAUAGGCACAGCAGGUGUGCAGACCUGGGAUAUCAGCACAGGGAUGGUAGGACCCCCUCAUAAUGGGCACAGCAGGUGUGCAGACCUGGGAACUCAGGGAUGGUGGGAACCCCUUAUAAUGGGCACAGCAGGUGUACAGACCUGGGAACUCAGCGCAGGGAUGCUGGGAACCCCUCAU
Molecule: messenger RNA, 259 nt
Organism: Staurois parvus
Lineage: Eukaryota; Metazoa; Chordata; Amphibia; Anura; Ranidae
Source: the annotation of a GenBank genome assembly